AUGGGGCAAUACUUAAUUCCAAUUUUAUAUCCAUCUAACACGUUUUCAACAUCAACAGUCGUUUUUGAAAGCGACUGCGUUCCAAUUAGUCAAGAUCUAAAUGAAAAAUUAGGAAAAGCUCUUCCAUGUCCAAUUCCGAACCAAACGAUGUCAGCGGUUUGCAAAUCCUGUCCGAAAAUUGUUUGUAUGAUGGAUUAUAGUUUAGAUGAUGCGAUACUCCAAUACCGAAAAUUAUUUUAUUCAGUAGAUGAAAGGUCACCCAAGGAUUGCAUUAUUGAUGAUCUACUCGAUCAUAUUGAGAGAUGGACAUUGAAUUCAACGCCAGUUAUUAUUGAUUAUGGAGGUGGAUUUACCACAGAACAUUUACAUUUGAUACAAUGUGCGUUUCCUAAAUCUAUGAUUUAUUCAGUUGAUAUUCUAUACGAAAAGCUAGAUUUAUGGGUCUGUAAGAUCAACGAAGACGAAACAAAAUGGUGUUUUAUACCUGUUUUUCCUUGUACAGGUGAUUUCAACCAGGAUAAACUGAUUGAACAUAUACGACAAGAGUUGAAGGGAUCAACAUCAGUUUGGAACGGUAUUGAAAUAUCUGAACUGAAGUUUUUUUCGAAAAUCGAUCAUUUGAAAAUUUAUGAUCCAUAUUCAGAAAUUCUUGAAUUGAAAGAAAUCAAUUUUAUUGAUACAACAGAAAAAUGUGAAAUUAUUCCAUGUUCUGUAUUUAUGGCUUAUUAUACUGGUCCCUUUACCCCAUGCGUCAAGUCUCUGAAACCAAAAGGUUUGUUUGAUCCUAUUCAUACAAAACUCGAUAUGGAUAAUGCUUACGGAGAACGAAGUCGCUCAAGAUUUAUCGAUAGGUUUAAUGGAACAACUACUACAAUCAAUAACGGAAACACUAAAUGGAAUAAUGUUCAUACUUACUUAGAAGAGUUAAAAUCAAUAUUGUCUGACAAAACAACAAUUUUACCACCCCCAAGCUUACCAUUUAAUGGUUGGCUCAAUACUAACAUGAUUUCAAAACAUUUGGAUGGACAACUUUCACGAAACACUACGAAGAGCAGUUUUCUCGAUCCAUUGGCAGAAUCAUUUUGUAUCAAAGGAAACGUUUUAUCAUCUGUUGAAUGUUUAAAUUUAAACUCUUUCCUUGCUGAAAAUGGUAUUGAAUUUCUUACUUCUUCGAAUGUUCGACAGAUUAUUGAGCAACAUGUAGGAGGGUU
Messenger RNA from Didymodactylos carnosus, 1211 nucleotides. The record is from the annotation of a GenBank genome assembly. NCBI's taxonomy places the organism in Eukaryota, Metazoa, Rotifera, Eurotatoria, Philodinida, Philodinidae.